This is a messenger RNA of Syzygium oleosum, 1729 nucleotides long. RefSeq names its product putative methylesterase 11, chloroplastic. The coding region runs from base 74 to 1429 and encodes 451 amino acids. The transcript has 5 exons. Gene Ontology annotation, molecular function: methyl jasmonate esterase activity; methyl indole-3-acetate esterase activity. The record is from RefSeq and is a predicted model, not a curated record. NCBI's taxonomy places the organism in Eukaryota, Viridiplantae, Streptophyta, Magnoliopsida, Myrtales, Myrtaceae.
UUCCUCGCGAAAAAAAAAAAGAAAAAAGAGUUUUCUCUCUCCUCUAGCCUUGGUUCUUUCUUUAUGUCGUCGCAUGCACUUUCAAAACGACGACACCACCACCAACGUAACCUCCGACACGUUCUCCUCCAACCGAAGCCUCGGAGCCGCGACCUUGGACUCUCCAUCCGCCGAAACCAUGGGAAACUCCCUCGCGUGCUUCUCUCCCAAGAUCGCCGCGAAGUCCUCCGGCACCGCGAGCCCGCCCCGCUCGCCUCCGCCGGCCCCGUCGUCGUCGUCGUCAACCGCCGGGAGAGCCGCCUCGUCGCUGCCCGGCUCGGCCUCGAGCAGGAAGAAUAAGAAGAAGAUGGAGGCGGCGGCGGCGGCGGCAGCAGCGGAGACCUACAGCGACGCCCUGAUCCGCGAGCAGGCGAUCGCGGCGGUCAUGCUCCUGAAGCAGUACCGGAGCGGCAGCGGCGGCGGCGGGAACGACGACGGCGAUUCUCUUCGCUUGUUCAAUCGGUCCACGAGCACUUCGGCUCUGUUUCCCUCUGUUCCGGGGAAGGGUGGUGUCAAGCAGAGUGUCGCCAGGAGCUCCACCUCACGGAGGCGGUCGUGCAGCGACUUCCCUCUCCCGGCGCUGCCGCAAAUUCUGGCUGAUGAGGCUUUGGAGGCUGUUGGUGUGGAAACCAGCCAUUUUGUUCUUGUUCACGGGGGAGGGUAUGGCGCAUGGUGCUGGUAUAAAACGAUUACACUCCUACGCCGAGGAGGAUUUAAGGUGGAUGCAGUCGACUUAAUGGGUUCAGGAAUUCAAUCAACUGAUACAAACAACAUUAACAGUAUGGCAGAAUACGUGAAACCAUUGAUCGACAUAAUUGACAAGUUAGGAGAUGAAGAGAAGGUGAUCUUGGUGGGACAUGAUUUUGGUGGUGCUUGUGUCUCAUAUCUGAUGGAGUUGUAUCCUCAUAAGAUAGCAAAAGCUGUUUUUCUUGCAGCAGCAAUGUUGAAGAAUGGCCAAAGCGUCCUUGAUAUGUUCUCUUUACAGGAAGGUCCAAGUGAUCUGAUGCGACAAGCCCAGAUAUUCUUAUAUGGAAAUGGAAAGGAUCAACCUCCGACUGCUAUCGAUCUGGACAAAGCAUUGUUGGAAGACUUGUUAUUCAAUCAAAGUCCUGCAAAGGAUGUUGCAUUAGCCUCAGUGUCGAUGAGGGCAAUACCUUUUGCACCAAUCCUGGAAAAACUCACUUUGUCAGAUGCAAACUACGGAUCUGUUCGUCGAUUUUACAUAGAAACCCAGGAAGAUUAUGCUAUACCUGCUUCCUUGCAGGAGACCAUGAUAAAGUCUAAUCCUCCUGAAAAGGUUUUCCAUCUCAAAGGCUCUGAUCAUUCUCCAUUUUUCUCAAAGCCCCAAGCCCUGCACAGGUUUCUGACAGAGAUCUCAAAAAAUUCCUGAAAGCAAAUCCCAAAUUUUCUGGUUACACAAGAAGUCUUCAUCUGCGGAUGACUAAAACAUUUCGAUGGAGGAAGGAGCUCCUUAUUAGCCAAGGAAGAGGUCCCACUAGCUUCCACGCAUCGCAUUUGCGUCACAUCACAUCCUGCUGUUCCAUGGUCUUAGGUGUAAUGUGGUGAAAUGUGGCGUCUUCAGGUCUCCCUGAAUGCUUUGAUUGUACAUUGCAUUUGUAAAAACUGAAAAUGGUCAAAGCUCCAAGACUUGAUCAGUUUCUCCUGAAUCAGAUCCUCGGCAUGUCUGCAA